This is a messenger RNA of Eruca vesicaria subsp. sativa (arugula), 1672 nucleotides long. NCBI's taxonomy places the organism in Eukaryota, Viridiplantae, Streptophyta, Magnoliopsida, Brassicales, Brassicaceae. The record is from the annotation of a GenBank genome assembly.
CACAUACACACACACACAAAAAAACUUAAAUCUUUCUUUGAUGAUGAUGAUCACAAAAAGCAGAAAGUGGGUAACACUGUAUCAAUGUAUGUGUUUAUUAAGCAUGAUCAUUGUGUUAUUUGACGUAGUCAUGAGUAGUAGUGACGAUGCUAAGGAGCAAAAGAUGAGGGACAAGAUCUUCUCUUUACCAGGCCAACCUACUAACCUCAACUUCUCUCAAUUCUCUGGCUACGUUACUGUUGAUUCAGCGGCCGGACGAGCUCUAUUUUACUGGCUAGCCAAGGCCACUAAGCCCAGUGGCACCAAGCCCCUGGUCCUAUGGCUCAAUGGUGGUCCUGGAUGCUCAUCCAUUGCCUACGGUGCAUCCGAGGAGGUUGGUCCAUUUCGGGUUAAUCCAGAUGGAAAGACUCUUCGUCUAAAUCCCUAUGCCUGGAACAAAGAGGCAAAUCUGUUGUUUUUGGAUUCACCGGCGGGGGUUGGUUUCUCUUACACAAACACUUCGUCAGACGAACUAACCGUGGGAGACAAGAGGACAGGAGAGGAUGCAUACAGAUUCUUGGUGAGAUGGAUGGAUAGGUUCCCUGAGUAUAAAGGAAGGCCUUUUUACAUCGCCGGCGAGAGCUACGCCGGACAUUAUAUUCCGCAGCUAGCUCAAUUGAUUGUCAACCGUAACAAGGGUACCAAUAAACCCAUUAUCAAUCUAAAAGGGAUCCUGAUGGGGAAUCCUCUGGUGGAUGAUUACAAUGACAACAAAGGGAUGCAUGAGUACUGGUGGAACCAUGGGCUCAUAUCGGACGAAAGCUACUUUGAACUGACUAAAUGGUGCCUCAAUGACACCAUCCUCUUUCCCAAACCAAACUGCGACAAUGCACUUAACCAAGCCUUCUCUGAGUUUGGUGACAUCGAUCCUUACAACAUCAAUCGCCCUGCAUGCACCAAAGGCUCGUCAUCUAAUGAGUGGAGGCAAGCCUGGCGGUAUAGAGGGAACGAUGAGUGCGUUGUGGGAUACACACGCAAGUAUAUGAACGAUCCCUAUGUGCACAAAGCCUUCCAUGCCCGCCUUAACCGUACUUCUUGGACCCCUUGUAGUCGUGUGAUAAGAAAGAAUUGGAAAGACUCACCCAAAUCUAUGCUUCCCAUCAUUAAAGAGCUUCUUCAAGCUCAUCUCCGCAUUUGGAUCUUCAGUGGGGACUCAGACGGAGUGCUGCCACUAAGUGGGACGAGGCAUUCGAUAAAUGCGAUGAAAUUGAAGACCAGCAAAAGGUGGUAUCCAUGGUACCACUCACACGGCCUAGUGGGAGGGUGGAGCCAGGUUUACGAGGGUGGCUUGCUAACAUACGCAACGGUUAGAGCCGCGGGGCAUGAGGUGCCAUUGUCACAGCCUCGUCUAGCUUUUUUCCUCUUCUCACAUUUCCUAGCCAACCAUUCACUUCCCUCUGCUUCUUCUUGAUUACUUCUUCCUUACUUCUCUCUUUCUUCACCACUUUAGUGAAUUUUUAAUUUUCUUCUUUGUUUCUAUUUCAUUGUAUUGCACGUAGAGAUAUAUAUAAUUGGGCCUCAUGGCUGUUUUAGCCCUUGUGUUUGGAGUUCCCACGUUAGCUCAUCUUUCAUGUAUAUAAAAGAUGUUAUAUGUGAAUGAUUUGUGUGCAGUUAUUUGAACUUAUGGAAGGCG